AUGAUAGCAGUUUAUGAAAAAUCGGUCAUAAAAUUAGUCCAGAUUUUAGACGAACGUAUUAAAGACCCUAGUUGUCGCAAAAUGUUGGAAGAUAUGAAAAAAGAUGUUAACAUAUCAGAUAAUUCCAAAAAUUCAAUUGUCUUGUACCUUCUUCGUGCUCUUUUUGUACCUACUACCAAAAAAGCCUAUGUCGAUUCUAGUGGAAAAAGAUGUUUACAAAAAUGUUCAAUUAAAGAUUCACAAAAUAGUUUGGUGAUGGUGGCAAAUACAAUCAUUGAAUUGGAAGAAAAUAUGAAAUCUAGAAAACAAAAAAAUAUUCCAAUACAACCUUGUAUGUUAAUAUUGUAA
Sipha flava (yellow sugarcane aphid) is the source of this 348-nucleotide messenger RNA. RefSeq lists its product as uncharacterized. Lineage: Eukaryota; Metazoa; Arthropoda; Insecta; Hemiptera; Aphididae. The record is from RefSeq and is a predicted model, not a curated record. The coding region runs from base 1 to 348 and encodes 115 amino acids. The transcript is spliced from 3 exons.